Molecule: messenger RNA, 888 nt
Organism: Brugia malayi
Lineage: Eukaryota; Metazoa; Nematoda; Chromadorea; Rhabditida; Onchocercidae
Gene: Bma-rpl-5
Exons: 6
Coding region: 1-888 (295 amino acids)
Biological process (GO): translation; ribosomal large subunit assembly
Cellular component (GO): cytosolic large ribosomal subunit; ribosome
Molecular function (GO): structural constituent of ribosome; 5S rRNA binding
Source: RefSeq, a predicted model, not a curated record
AUGGGAUUCGUGAAGGUAGUCAAGAACAAGGCCUAUUUCAAACGUUACCAGGUGAAAUUGAAGCGUAGACGUGAGGGUAAAACGGAUUACUAUGCGAGGAAACGUUUGACUGUGCAAGACAAGAAUAAAUAUAACACUCCAAAAUAUCGUCUUAUUGUGCGUUUCACCAACAGAGAUGUUAUCGCUCAAAUCGCAUAUUCUCGAAUUGAGGGUGAUGUAGUCGUAUGUUCUGCAUACUCACAUGAGUUACCGCGUUAUGGGAUUAAGGUAGGCUUGACCAACUAUGCAUCAGCUUAUGCCACUGGUUUAUUGUUGGCCCGACGUCAUUUGCUCAACAUCGGUCUAGCAGAAGCAUACAAAGGUGUGGAAGAAGCGACUGGUGACGAUUAUAAUGUUGAAAAGGAAGGCGAACGAGCACCUUUCCGAGCUGUUCUCGAUGUUGGGUUAGCGCGCACUGUUACAGGCGCUAAGGUUUUCGCGGUCAUGAAGGGUGUUGCCGAUGGUGGUAUCGAUGUUCCACAUAGUGAAACGCGUUUCUUUGGUUAUAAUUCGGAAACCAAAUACAAUGCUGAAGCACAUCGUGAUAGAAUACUUGGAAAACAUGUUGCCGAUUAUAUGGCACUAUUGAAGGAACAAGAUGAAGAUGCAUAUAAGCAACAUUUUUCGCGUUUUAUUGCUGCCAACAUUAGUGCAGAUGACAUUGUGGAUAUGUAUAAAAAGGCACAUGAGGCUAUUCGUAAGAAUCCAGCGAGAGAACCUAAAGAGCCAAAAGAGGUGACAAAGAAACGUUGGACGGCGAAGAAGGGAUCAUUGGCAGUACGCAAGAAUCGCGUUAAAAAUAAGAAAGCAUAUCUUAAGAUGCUGAAAGCACAACAGGAAGCACAAUAA